UUGAUCCCACCUUCAAAACUUAGUAGUCCCUCCCACCCCCUCCCAGCCCCAGCUUGGAGUUCAUUUAUAAAUUUAAAUUAUCUUCCAGGAAUUUGUAGGAAGAGUAUCUCCCGAUUUUCGUUGAUUGUUAAAGACAACAUAUGGCGGAGAUAUCGUCAGGUUCUGCAAAUGGCAACCACACCGGAGUGGCUGUCAACAUAAAGGAUGAUGAUGAUUUGAACCAGCAACAGCUCAGUGACGAUGCUUCAGGCUGCGGCUUUCUCACUAUACCUUUUAUUCAAAAGAUCAUAGCCGAGGCGCUCGGAACAUACUUUUUGAUAUUCGCCGGUUGUGCGGCGGUGGUGGUGAACGCCGACAAAGACAAGGUGGUGACGCUGCCUGGAAUAUCCAUUGUGUGGGGGCUUGUGGUCAUGGUUAUGGUUUAUUCCGUCGGUCACAUCUCCGGCGCCCAUUUCAACCCCGCCGUAACAAUUGCCUUUGCCACCUGCAAGAGGUUCCCAUGGAAACAGGUGCCAGCAUAUAUCGCGGCUCAAGUCCUGGCAGCAACCCUAGCAAGCGGAACCCUACGUCUAUUGUUCAAAGGACGGCACGAUCACUUCGCCGGGACCCUUCCCACCGGCAGCGACGUCCAGUCCCUCGUCGUCGAAUUUAUUAUUACAUUCUAUCUCAUGUUUGUCAUAUCCGGUGUCGCCACCGACAACAGAGCUAUUGGAGAACUUGCGGGUCUAGCCGUUGGAGCUACCAUUUUGCUUAACGUGAUGUUUGCUGGGCCUAUUUCGGGGGCAUCAAUGAACCCAGCAAGGAGUUUAGGGCCAGCCAUAGUAUCAAGCAACUACAGGGGCUUAUGGAUCUACAUGUUGGGCCCAACAGCCGGGGCAAUAGCUGGAGCUUGGGUCUACAAUAUCAUCAGAUUCACUGACAAGCCUCUGCGCGAAAUCACUAAAAGUGCCUCAUUUCUCAGAAGCUCAACCCGCAGCGCCUCCAAGUGAAGUGAUUAUGAAACCUGUUUCUUGUUUCAGUUUCAAUGUACCUUGAAAAGGAAAACACAAGUCAAAUGGAAUAGGAAUGAAAUAAAAAUCAUGAGAUCGGAGCAAUUUUCACCGCCCAUUUGUAAUGUGAAAUAAUUACUACUCUUUUUUUUUUUUUUUUUUAAAUGGGGGGUCGUGAAUCGUGAUGAUGGACUCCAAUUUGUCAAUGCAUGUACGCUGCGGUAUUUGUGUGGAAAGGUAUGCAAGCAAAAGUGGAGUGGAAUUGGAUGCUUUAUGCAAAUGUAUUUUAAUAAAUUAGGUUUCCCUUUAA
Molecule: messenger RNA, 1299 nt
Organism: Sesamum indicum (sesame)
Lineage: Eukaryota; Viridiplantae; Streptophyta; Magnoliopsida; Lamiales; Pedaliaceae
Product: aquaporin NIP1-1
Biological process (GO): transmembrane transport
Cellular component (GO): membrane
Molecular function (GO): channel activity
Source: RefSeq, a predicted model, not a curated record